Molecule: messenger RNA, 462 nt
Organism: Lachancea thermotolerans CBS 6340
Lineage: Eukaryota; Fungi; Ascomycota; Saccharomycetes; Saccharomycetales; Saccharomycetaceae
Gene: ARC15
Product: Arc15p
Exons: 1
Coding region: 1-462 (153 amino acids)
Biological process (GO): Arp2/3 complex-mediated actin nucleation; regulation of actin filament polymerization
Cellular component (GO): actin cytoskeleton; cytoplasm; Arp2/3 protein complex
Molecular function (GO): actin filament binding
Source: RefSeq, a predicted model, not a curated record
AUGGAAGACUGGAGAAGAAUUGAUAUCGACGCGUUCGACCCAGACAGUGGCAGACUGACUGCUGAAGACUUGAAGCCUCCAUAUGCCAGCUCUGUGAGCUUGCAAGAGCUAGAACCCAAAAUUUCACAACUCCGUUCAGCGGCGACCAGCGGCGACUUUCUAAACGCCCUGCAAAUCUUAACAACUGAUCCUCCAUACAGCGCGGAUGAGACGACGAAAAACCAGUAUUUCCAUGCUGUGCUCGGCGUGUUAACUCAAGUUCGUCAGGCUGAUAUCACCAACCUGGUGAAGCAGCUUUCGCCUAAGCAAACUGACGUACUAGUAAAGUAUUUGUACAAAGGUAUGAGCGUCCCAGAGGGCCAGAAGCAAGGUGGUAUGCUUCUCUCGUGGUUUGAAAAGGUCACGCAGUUGUCGGGCGUCGGCCCCGUUGUGCGCUACUUGUCGGAUAGAAACACCGUUUGA